Encephalitozoon romaleae SJ-2008 is the source of this 1017-nucleotide messenger RNA. RefSeq lists its product as hypothetical. NCBI's taxonomy places the organism in Eukaryota, Fungi, Microsporidia, Unikaryonidae. Bases 1 to 1017 code for a protein of 338 amino acids. The record is from RefSeq and is a predicted model, not a curated record. The transcript has a single exon.
AUGAUUCUGAAUAGACUAUCAAAACAUUCCAAAGACAUCAAAAAAUAUCAGAAACUGAUAAAGGUAGCUCUUGUUAUAGUGCCUUUACUGAUAUUCAGAGUGAAAAAACAGAGUGAAAUUUCUAGUGCAGAGCCUGUACAACACUAUUUAGAUGGAACCAUCAAGGUUGUCAAUAGAGACACCGGGCCCUUCUUCAUCGGGAACAAGUUUGCCCUUAAUAGUCUACCGCCAAGACUGUCCUUGAGGAUUCAAGGAUAUCCAGAGUAUAAGGAAAAUUAUCAUCCUUUAAUCUCAACCUUGAGGUCCAUGAACAUCAGGAACAUUAAUGUGAUCAUUGAUCUAAACCCACCUGAUGAGAAGUGCAUCUACUUGUUUGAAAUAGAUCUGAGCUUUGGGAGCAAGGCAUGUGUGCUGAUACACCCAUUAAAGAAUCAUCAGCCAAACUCAGACUUCCUCCUCGUUGCCGGGGAGUUCUUUCCUUUCAAACUGGCAUUUGAUCCUAUGGACAUCAUUCUUACAAACACCCCAUCAAACCGCUUGUACAUAGUACUGAAGGAUACACCCAGGAGCUUAAAGGUAUUCCUGAAUUUCAUCAAAUCCAUCUCAUUUAUAAGAACUCAUCCAUAUGGAAGCUACUUUUACAUUCCUGUGAAUGGCGGAUACAUAGAUAUGAUCGUGUUCGUCCCACUGGUGCUUUCUGUCUUGGCAUACUAUACAUUUGAUUGGGCCUAUGCACCCUAUCAUAUUUCUACCCCAAGAAUAUUUAUUGGGGCCCUUCUUUACUCAUUCUUUCCCAUGUCGUUCUUGUUCUUUACAAGAAAAAAUGAGUCUCCAUGCCUUGCAAUAAUCUUCAUGGUCCUGAAUCCAAAGAUAGGCCUGGCAUACAUAGGAAUAUGCUAUCUGAGAAUGGUGUGGGAUGUAAUAUCCAUCAUCAGAUCCACUUUCAAGUCGCCAGAUGUGAGCUUGAUAAAUGCAGAGCUUGUUCUGAGCCGAAAAGCUAAAAGCAAGAUGGAAUAA